AUGUUGCGAAAGCUCACCGUAGACCAGAUAAACGACUGGUUCACAAUCGGCAAGACAGUUAGUGGAGUAGAAUUCCUGGGGGGUGACCCCACGGCUUCUGGGUCGGCCCAAACCCGCGGUGGGUCUGCUAGAGAGCAGCCAUCUUCUACUGCUAAUGCGGUACCUAUUCAACAGAGUUCUGGAGUUGAAUAUGUUGAAAGAUACAGACAACUGGAGGCAGAAGAACUUGAUGCAUCAGACAACAGUUGGCCUCCUGGUGAACCAGGACCUCAACCCUCUUGCCCUGAAUCUAGUCCCGUGACUCAGAUACCUCUUGGUAACUACAAAUACUCUGAUUUGCCCAUAUCAAGAUACAAAGAAGAGAUAAUGUCCUUGAUAGAAAGCAACUCGGUGGUAAUUGUACGUGGAUCUACAGGUAGCGGCAAAAGCACUCAGCUUCCACAGUAUGUCUUGGAUCACUGUGGGCAGCGCUCCACCUACUGCAACAUCGUCGUUACUCAGCCUAGGAAAAUCGGUGCCAGUAGCAUUGCAAGGUGGAUUAGCAAGCAGCGGUCAUGGCCUCUGGGCGAACUUGUGGGCUACCAGGUUGGUUUAGAAAAAGUUGCAUCGAAGGAUACGAGAUUGAUUUAUGUGACCACUGGAGUUCUCCUUCAGAAAAUAGUUGGAAACAAAAGCCUUUCGGAGUUCACCCACAUCUUCAUAGAUGAAGUGCACGAGCGUACUGAAGAGAUGGAUUUCUUACUCUUGGUGGUCCGUAAACUGUUGCGUACUAAUUCACGAUUUGUGAAGGUGAUUCUGAUGUCUGCGACAAUCAGCUGUCAAGAGUUCGCCACCUACUUUGCCAUUCCAGUUCGCAACAGACUUUAUCCAGCCUAUGUGUUUGAAGUAGAAGGCAAGCCCCAUACUAUCGAAGAAUAUUAUCUUGAUGACCUGAAGCAUGUUAUCAAAAGCCAAUUAAAGCCUUAUGUUAUUGAGGAACCACUGAUACAUCCAGAAAUGUACAAAGCUGCAGUCGCUCUGAUCCAGUGGUUUGAUGAGCUAGAAAUUAAGGAGAGUGGGAAUAAGAGUUGGAAGGGUCUGGACUUUGUGUCAGAGCGUGGCAGUGUGUUGGUAUUUUUACCAGGUUUGGCAGAAAUAAACUACAUGCAUGAGCUUCUCUCGUUCAUGGCUCACAAGAGGUUACAAGUGUAUCCACUCCAUUCCAGUGUCACUUUGGAAGAACAGAAUAAUGUGUUCUUGGCUCCAGUUCCUGGUUACCGCAAAAUCCUUCUGUCUACAAAUAUAGCAGAAAGCUCUGUGACCGUUCCAGACGUUAAAUAUGUCAUCGAUUUCUGUUUGACCAAAACUCUGGUUUGUGAUGAAAGCACCAACUACCAAAGCUUGAGGCUAUGCUGGGCUUCUAAAAACAACUGUAAUCAGAGGAGAGGUCGGGCCGGCCGUGUUUCGAAAGGCUGCUGCUACAGGCUACUGUACAAGAACUUCUGGGCAAAGUUCAUUCCUGAAAGCACCACACCUGAGAUGAUGCGAUGUCCUUUGGAAAGUACGGUGUUAAAGGUGAAGAUGCUUGACAUGGGAGAACCAAGAGCUUUACUAGCAACAGCUCUGUCUCCUCCCAAGAUAAGCGACAUUGAACGCACCAUUCUACAUCUUAAGGAGGUAGGAGCACUUGCUAUCAGUGUCGGAUCUGAAGAAAGAACCCCUUACGAUGGGGAGCUGACUUUCCUAGGAAAGGUGUUGGCACAGUUACCUGUGGAUCAGCACCUUGGCAAACUAAUAGCUCUUGGCCAUGUCUUUGGGUGUCUGGAAGAAUGUCUUAUAAUAGCUGCAGCCCUCUCUUUGAGGAACUUCUUUGUGAUUCCUUUCAGACAACACCUUGAUGCAUACAGGAAUAAAAUGCAUUUUUCUGGGAACAGCAAAAGCGAUUGUAUUGCGCUUGUUGAUGCGUUUAAGGAAUGGCAGGAAAGCAGGCUAAAAGGAAAACUUCGACACCCGAAGGAUGAACUAGACUGGGGACGUUCCAACUAUAUUCAUAUCAAGAGAAUUAGAGAGGUGGCUGAAUUGUAUGAGGAAUUGAAGAAAAGAGUUGGCACGUUCAAUAUGCACGUCAAAACGCAGUCCCCCGCUAUGGAUCACGAGCACGUGCAUAAGCAGCGUUUCAUUUUGCAGGUUGUCAUGGCUGGAGCUUUUUAUCCAAAUUAUUUUACUUUUGGACAUUACGACCAAGAUAUUGCUGUGAGGGAACUCUUAGGCAAAGAUCCCAAAACGACUGUGGUGUUGAAGAACAUUCCCCCGUAUGGCUUCCUCUACUAUAAACAACUACAAUCCCUGUUUAGACAGUGCGGCCAAGUAAAAUCCAUUUGUUAUGAUGGGGCCAAAGCCUUUGUAGAAUUUUCCCGGAAUCCAACAGAACGCUUUAAAAUGCUUCCUGCGGUGUACAUGGCCCUCAAGAUGUCACAGCUGCGGAUUCAAUUCACACUUAACGUCCAUUCCAUUGAAGAGAUUGAGGGGAAAAUUGAAGGAGGAGCAAGCUCAAUUGUGAGGGACACACGAGUGAAUGUGGACUUUCAGAAGCAUACGGUGGCUCCUGUGCAGAGGUUCACUGACGAUCUGGAAAAAUUGCCCACCAUAAGAAGCCUUGAAUUGUCGAUCAAUGUCACAGAGGUGGUAGAGGUUGGACACUUUUGGGGCUACAGAAUAGAUGAAAGAAGUAUGACUUUUCUAAAAAACCUGUGUGCUGAAAUCAACGACCUCGAGCUGACCCCUUUGCCAGUUCGUCCGUAUCCAGAUUUGAUGUGCUUGGCCCCGUUUACCGACUGCGAAAACGAGAGAUAUUACAGAGCCCAAGUUCUGUACGUAUCUGGAGAGAGUGCUGAGGUUUUCUAUGUAGAUUAUGGCAAUAGAUCGAAAGUGGGUUUGGACUACUUACGGGAGAUUCCCAGCCAUCUUCGAGAGCUUCCCUUCCAGGCCCUGGAAUUCAAGAUGCGCAGGCUACGGCCCUCUGCGCAGUCCCGCGUCUGUGGGGAACAGUGGAGUUACGCCGCGAGCCAGCGGUUUGCCUCCUUGGUCAACGGUUGCGCUCUGAUGGUGAAGAUCUUUUCAAUCGUGCACAGCGUCUUGCACGUGGAAGUGUUCCAGUACUCCGGAAUUACGGACACCGUGAACAUCCGCAAUACGCUUAUCCAAGAAUGUCAUGCUGAGUUGGGAGAGGACUCCUAUGAAUCAAUACUAAGCAAUGAAAACCUCAAACAGCUGUUUUCAAAGCCAGAAGGGAACAGAGAAAUAGGAACUGCAUCUCCCCAGAACAGCCCAAAAGAAGAAGAGAAUCGCCUGGUUGAGAUGUUACUGGAAAGCUACUCUGCCAAUAAGUUUAGUGCACCACGCUGCAAGGCAAGCCUGACUGGCCCAUACAACCCCUACAGUUUGAAAUUCAGCAAUCUGACCCGAGGUUCCAGGUUCAGAACAGUCUUGGUAGAGAAGGAGAGUGUAAACUCCGUCGUUGUUGCUGAUGCCCCUGAGGAUUCGUUCCAACAGAUAUUGGUUGCUGCCUCCAUAACAGUAAAUGCAACAGGUUCCACAAUUUUGCUAAGGGAGACGUCUCUCAUGCCUCAUAUUCCGGGCCUCCCAGCGUUGCUCAGCAUGCUGUUCGCUCCUGUGAUAGAUCUCAGGGCUGAUGAAAGCAGGAGAAGAUACAUUGGUGUCCUUUGUGGUUUGGGAUGGAACCAUUCUCUGGGAACACCAGUCCUUCAGGACCAUGACAUAGAGCUUGCGUUUGAUGCGCAGAUUGAUGUGGACGACAUAACACAGAUAAACAUUCUAAGGCUUGCCAUUAACAAAUUAGUCUCUGACAGCCCAAAUGGCUUGCUGAAUUUUGGUCAAGAGAGAAUUUCCCAGUUGCGGAAUGCUGUUCGCCAGAAGCUUUUAAGUCUGAUUUGCAGAUCCAAACCCCGUGAAGUAAUUCCUCCUAAGUGGUAUGCAAGCCCAUAUGAAUGGAGUCAGGUAAGGCCAGAGCUUCUUAUCGACCAGUCCAAACAUCAGGAUGCAAGAGAAAGGAAUGCCUCCCUGUACCAGCUGCAUAAGUUGGUUUUGUUAAACGCCUAAGGCUCUAGUGCUAAGCACGCUUGCUGGAAGGA
Molecule: messenger RNA, 4130 nt
Organism: Elgaria multicarinata webbii
Lineage: Eukaryota; Metazoa; Chordata; Lepidosauria; Squamata; Anguidae
Gene: TDRD9
Product: tudor domain containing 9
Exons: 39
Coding region: 1-4098 (1365 amino acids)
Cellular component (GO): intracellular anatomical structure
Molecular function (GO): helicase activity; ATP binding; RNA binding
Source: RefSeq, a predicted model, not a curated record